This is a messenger RNA of Frankliniella occidentalis (western flower thrips), 2933 nucleotides long. Its product is annotated as dopamine receptor 2-like. The transcript has 4 exons. Gene Ontology annotation, cellular component: membrane. Gene Ontology annotation, molecular function: adrenergic receptor activity. Gene Ontology annotation, biological process: adenylate cyclase-activating adrenergic receptor signaling pathway. Lineage: Eukaryota; Metazoa; Arthropoda; Insecta; Thysanoptera; Thripidae. The record is from RefSeq and is a predicted model, not a curated record. The coding region runs from base 782 to 2368 and encodes 528 amino acids.
UCCCGCGCGCUCCGUCCUGUUUGUCGUGGGGGGCCCCCGGUGCCGGCCCCGAGUCCCAUCGCACGUGCGUCCGCCCGUGUGGCAUGAGCCUGCCCUGCCCGCCCCCGCCACCCCUGCAGGGGGGCAGCCCAUCGGGCAGCCCAGGGGGCAGCCGGGGGGAAGGCCCGCACGCCCGCGAGUGAGUGCAGCGCAGUGCAGCGCAGUGCAGCGCAGUGCAACGCAGUGCAACGCAACAUACGCGCCGACCACGUGGAAUAAACACAACCAGUCAACGGGGACGCGACGAAAUUGCAUCGGUGCCGGCGGGCGUUCCCUCGGUGGCCCGUGGGCGUGGCGCGGCAUUGAUGAGGCGGGCGCGCCGGGGCGUGCGGCGGCGUGCGUGGCGGGUGCCGCGUGCCGCCGCUGCCUCCGCCUCCGCCGCCGCCGCCUCCACCGCCGCCGCCGCCCCCGCCGCCGCAGCACCAUGCCGCCGAGCAGCGCCGAGCAGCGGCAGCAGAAGCAGGAGCAGCCAAAGGAUCCGCCUCGCAGCGACCGAACCCUUCCCGAUCACCUCCCGGCGGGCCGCGUGGGCCGCAGGGCGCCUCGCCGGGCGUGCCUCCGCAUAGCGCCCCGCGCAAGCCGCGAGCGGAGCGGAGCAGGCACGCCGACAAGGUCGGGGCUGCCCCGCCCCGCCAACUUCGGAGCGGUUCACUUAAGCCGGCCGAAGAGGAGCGUUUUACACGUUUAGGAUAAAUUUAGUUAGCGCGGGCCGACGCGUCGUCCGGUCGGACGUGCGGCGAAUAUGAACUCGUCCGGGCUGCUGGCGGCGCUGGACUACGGCGUGGCGGCCCCCGCCACCGCCGCGCUGGGCGCCAACUGGACGCUCGACUGGAACGCGACGGGCGACUGGAACGGCACGGACGCGGGUGGGGGCGCCGGCUGGGGGGCGCUGGACAUCGCGCGCGAGCGCUCGGCGCUGGCCGUGCUGCUGCUCCUGUGCUCAGUGGCCACCGUGUUUGGCAACGCCCUGGUCGUGGCGGCCGUGGUGCGCGAGCGCUACCUGCACACGGCCACCAACUACUUCGUCACGUCGCUGGCCGUGGCCGACUGCCUGGUCGGCUUCGUCGUCAUGCCCUUCAGCGCCGUCUACGAGGUGGUAGAGAACCAGUGGCUGUUCGGCACCGACUGGUGCGACGUGUGGCGCUCGCUGGACGUGCUCUUCUCCACGGCCAGCAUCCUCAACCUGUGCGUCAUCUCGCUGGACCGGUACUGGGCCAUCACCGACCCUUUCACUUACCCGACCAAAAUGACGCGGCGCCGCGCCAUCUACCUGAUCGCCGCCGUGUGGGUGUGCUCGAGCGCCAUCUCGUUCCCGGCCAUCCUGUGGUGGCGCGCCGUGCGCUCCGAGGAGGUGCCGCAGUUCAAGUGCCCCUUCACGGACAGCCUCACCUACCUCAUCUUCAGCUCCACCAUCUCGUUCUACCUGCCGCUGUUCGUCAUGGUGUUCACCUACUACCGCAUCUACCGCGCCGCCGUCAUCCAGACGCGCUCGCUCAAGCUGGGCUCCAAGCAGGUCAUGAUGGCCUCGGGCGAGCUCGAGCUGACGCUGCGCAUCCACCGCGGCGGCACGGGCAGCAGCGGCGGCAGCAGCGGCGGGCCCUCGGACCAGCACCAGCAGCAGCGCGCCAGCCAGAGCCACGCCUACCAGUCGGCUACCUCCACGCCGGAGGAGCCCAUGCCCGCCGGCGACAUUGAGGACCCGCUCACGCCGUCGCCGCACAACGGCUUGUCCAGGCACGGCGGCGGCGGUGGCGGCAGCGGCAGCGCCGGCCACAGCAAGAACCUCGGCAAGAACUUCAGCAUCAGCCGCAAGCUGGCCAAGUUCGCCAAGGAAAAGAAGGCGGCCAAGACGCUGGGCAUCGUGAUGGGCGUCUUCAUCGUCUGCUGGCUGCCCUUCUUUGUGGUCAACCUCUUGUCGGGCUUCUGCCCGGCGUGCAUCGUCAACGAGCAGCUUGUGUCCGCCAUCGUCACGUGGCUGGGCUGGAUCAACUCGGGGAUGAACCCCGUCAUUUACGCCUGCUGGAGCAGGGACUUCAGGAGGGCUUUUGCUCGGAUUCUGUGCGCCUGCUGUCCACGCAAGAUAAGAAGGAAGUACCAGCCGACUCUGCGCUGCAAGAGCACGCGGGCCUACCCCUCCCAGCCACGGGCCGAGCCGUGCCCGUGCGGGCGCGCGGGCCGCGGCCUUAACCCCCGCCUCUCUCCUCACCUGGACACCCUGGCACCCCUGGCACCCGUCUCCGACUCGCGCUCCGACUCUAGGCACCACCACCACCGGCCGCGGCCGUCCCACAGCAAGCGCGCGCACAAGGUACCCUUCGGACUGGCGUGACGAGCGAGCGUCGCGUGGGACCUGGUGCGCUCAUGCGGGAGAUGACGGUUUGCUCGGGUUACUCUUCUGUUAAGGCACUCUGCUCGUGUAUCAAGUACGCGUUGCGAAAGAGGAGAUAGCGCGUGGCAAACAGUUUUCUCCACGCCGAGUCCAGCAAGUCCUGUGACACGUGCACCCAAAAAAUAUUUUAACUCAAGAGCGAGGGGCUCGGGAGGAAGUCCGUAUGCAUUUAAUUAUCUUGAGUGUGGGUAUUCCCAAACCUCUUGCACUUGAUUUUAAAAAAUAUUAUUUUUGAGGUGUAUCACGCAAGGAGUCGUACACAACAAUAUGUAGUGUAUUUCGACUAACGGAGGAAGAAGAAGAGCGGGUAGAACAUAAACGUUACCGAUUGGUCGAGAGCUUCCCACCUCUACGCUACCUCUACGUCACGCCGGUAGUGGGGGUAAGCGCCAGGGACCUGCGUAGGGCGGGCACUUUCCGGGCACCUCGCUCUGCGCGCAUGAAAAAAGUGACCACUGCCCGCCCGGAGCGCCUAUAGAGCGCCCGGCCCUGCCCUGCCCGGCGG